Onthophagus taurus is the source of this 2086-nucleotide messenger RNA. RefSeq names its product putative G-protein coupled receptor No18. The record is from RefSeq and is a predicted model, not a curated record. Gene Ontology annotation, cellular component: plasma membrane. Gene Ontology annotation, biological process: positive regulation of MAPK cascade; adenylate cyclase-activating adrenergic receptor signaling pathway. Lineage: Eukaryota; Metazoa; Arthropoda; Insecta; Coleoptera; Scarabaeidae. Gene Ontology annotation, molecular function: G protein-coupled receptor activity.
CUACCGGGACUCCCGUCAAACGAACAGUCCAUGCGGUGUGGGACACGCAAAAUACCAAUCUUAUCUAAACUCUCCGUACCGAAUUCACAUUUUGAACCAUAACGUUACCUAAAACCCGCAACCACAUCCCCCAUUUCCUCAUAUUCUGCCGAGAAUCUCUCAUCGGUGUCGCAAUUUCGUGCGGCGUUUCGAUUACGACUUCCGAAUAAUACGCGAAACCAUUCAGCAACCUACUCAACGACAAACGAAUAAUUACAACCAAAUGGUAAUUAUGUUGACAAAGUGAGGCGACGAUUAUACAUCGAGUUUUGCAUGAUUGUGCUUCUAAACGUGCCUUAGAAGUUAGUAGUUCGAGGAGUGCGUUAAAAGUUGCGUGAACAUUUUUUUUAGUUAUGCUUCUCCGUUAAUUUUUUCUCAUCAAAAAGUGAAUUUAAAAACAUGGUGUUUUAAUGAACGGUUUCUCUCUAUCUGGCUGUGAUGAAUAAAACGUAGGAUUCUAAGAUUUAGGCGUAAGAAAUGAUCAGGAAUGCAGGAAGACAACAAUUUCAAUGUGACAGGCACCGAAGACGCGUCCAAACACAUCGAGGACAUCGCAUUGGCUAUUUUAUUGGCCGUAGUAAUCAUCAUCACCCUUAUCGGCAAUACCCUUGUUAUCAUCGCGGUUUUAACUACGAGAAGAUUAAGAACUGUUACAAAUUGCUUUGUGAUGUCAGUGGCAAUUGCAGAUUGGUUGGUUGGGAUAACCGUGAUGCCGCCGGCGAUAGUAUACCGAAUUAGACGUAAAUGGGAAAUGGGUUGGAUUUUGUGUGACAUAUGGAUAUCGUUGGAUAUUCUCUUGUGUACAGCAUCAAUCCUGAGUUUAUGUGCCAUAAGCAUAGAUCGCUACUUGGCGGUGACCCAACCUCUUAGUUACUCCAGAAAGAGACGAUCGAAACGACUCGCUUUUAGCAUGAUUUUGGUGGUCUGGGUUAUAUCCGCUUUAAUCACAUGUCCUCCGAUGUUUGGUUGGUACGAACCAGGACGCCAUAAUGACUUCAAAUGCACCUACAACGCUAACGCCGGUUAUGUCGUCUUCUCUGCGAUGUUCUCGUUUUUCAUUCCAAUGACCAUUAUGCUUUACGUGUACGUGCGAAUCUCGUGCAUUGUCGCUCAGAGGCAUGACCAAUUAUCACACAUCAAUAGCAGAGUAAAGAAAGGUCAGAAGCUGGUGUUGAACGCGAAGGAUGAAUCGGAAUUGGACCGGAUGUCCUCGGACUGCGACGAACACAAUGUUAAUAUCAAGUGCACCAGGUACAUUAGCCAGCUUAGUGCACGUAUCACAGCGGGAGAUCCAAUAAACCAAAAUAAUCACAAUGAAGUUCGCAAAAAUGGGCAGCAACAAUCCCGCUCUCUAAGAUCGACUUUAAAUUACACGUUCACGCCUGAACCAGCAACUCCGCAAAGGGCUGCAAGCUUUUACACCCCUACAACGCCGUUACCAGCGAAUAGAUCGCGACCGGAAUCUCUACAAUUAGAUGUAUCCAUUCUAAACUUUGAGCCGGCUACCAGAGUUUCUUCCUUCCGUAGGGAAACAAAAACAGCACAAACCCUAAGCAUUGUUGUAGGAGGAUUUAUAGCAUGUUGGCUUCCGUUUUUCAUCUACUACGUGUUGAUGCCGAUUUUACCAAAAGAAGCCCAAAACAACGUAGUUAUGGGCUAUUUCACGUUUUUGGGUUGGAUCAAUUCCGCCAUUAACCCGUUCAUAUAUGCGUUUUAUAGCCCGGAUUUCCGAAUAGCUUUUUGGAGACUUACGUGCCGGCAUUGUUCAAAAUCCCGCAGGACAAACGCUUUCCAGCACAGAUAAACAAGCUCGACGUGAUCGAUGAUUACUCGUCAUCUCUCUCUUUAUCUCUUUUUUCAUUUUGUUGUCUUCGUUUAGUUUUAUAUUUUCUAUUUGCCAUUACUGUCUAGUGCGUACGUAUUUAUCAAAUAUUUAUGAAAUUCUAGUCAAUGUGUGUUGUAAGUAGCUCUUAAAAUUGUACUGUUACAAAACUGAAAGACACAACCAAAUACGUAUUAUCUAAGAAAUACAUAGGUAGCAUAAAUA